UUCUUAGGCCUUCCUGGACCACAGGGACAGCAAGGGCCCCUUGGACAACCAGGCCAACAGGGAUCUCCAGGUUUGCCGGGACCACUCGGCCCGCCAGGACCAGCUGGACAGUCUGGACAACCAGGUUUGGCAGGGACUCAGGGAGCUCCUGGUGACAGAGGAAAUCCAGGUUUUCAAGGAUCUCCUGGUCAACCUGGACCAAGUGGACCACAGGGACUGCAAGGUCUACCAGGAGCUACAGGAGGUCCAGGGUCAAUUGGUCCUGCUGGAUAUCCUGGGCAACCUGGAACAGAUGGAAUCAAAGGAUUGCCUGGAGAUACAGGAUCGAUUGGUCCACUUGGUCAACCUGGUUUACAAGGAGCACAAGGUCAUUAUAUUUAUAGCUUUGGAAUAGGUUAA
This is a messenger RNA of Helobdella robusta, 399 nucleotides long. RefSeq lists its product as hypothetical. The annotation marks the transcript as partial. The record is from RefSeq and is a predicted model, not a curated record. The transcript has a single exon. NCBI's taxonomy places the organism in Eukaryota, Metazoa, Annelida, Clitellata, Rhynchobdellida, Glossiphoniidae.